GGCAGUAUUACAGGGACACAGCCAGGAGGAGCUCAGGGUGCUAAGAAGUGGAGUCUGCUCCUUAAGACAAUGGUGAUGCUACAAUCACAGGCUGAGGAGCCUUGGAUCCCGGCUAACUGCCUGCAAUCAACAUGGCAACUCCCAGUCUGGAGGCACAGCCUGCACCCUGUCUUACACCCAGCAGGCACAUGAGAGGCAUCGGGUUAUGGCGCCGUCCUGCCGAUUCCUGGGAAAAUGAGCAAAUGGAAAAGGGAAUUCCAUUGAAGCCUCGGCUAUAGGAGCAGCGGAGGGGACAGAGCACGGAAUUCCUUUUUUCCUAUUGCACCGGGGAGGUCAGACCAUGUGGAAAGUCAGCUGUUUGGUAACGGGAUUCCUCCUCAUCCUCACAGUCAUCAGCACCCCCGCUGCAGAGCAUUUGUACCGGACAGGGCGCAGGAUCUGCUCGGCCGCUGGGCACCCUGGCACCGUGUCAGUUACUCAGUCCUUUGUCCAGCCGGUACACAGCCCUAUUAUGACUCUGUGUGAGGGGCAUAGGAUCUGCAGUACGUACAGAACGACCUACAAGGUUUCCUACCGUCAAGUCUCCAGGAGAACAUCCUUCCCCCUUUACUCUUGCUGCCCCGGCUGGAGGAGAAUCGAGGCGCCCACUCACAGUUGCGGCCAAGUGCUGUGCCGACUGCCAUGUCAGAAUGGAGGGACAUGCGUCGGUUCUAAUAAGUGUGAAUGUCCAGCUGGAUGGAGAGGGAUCCAUUGCCAGACGGAUGUGGACGAGUGCAGCGACAGAACCCAUCAGUGUUCCCAACUGUGCAUCAACUCUGCUGGAAGCUUCCAAUGCGAAUGUCUUGAAGGCUACCGGCUGAUGGCUGAUGGAAAGGUGUGUGAUAACGUGCCCAAACCCACCGUGCCCCCCGCAUCACCCACAUCAGUACAAGAAUCAGGGGUUCCACAUUCUGUCAAGGAAGAAAUGGCGGAACUGAGGAGCAAGAUAGACGUUCUAGAGCAGAAGCUUCACUUGCUGCUGACUCCGUUUCAGGGUUUAUCCACCUCAUCCCCGGACGAUCGCUCCGACCCCAUCGCUUUACUGACGCACUCCCUCCAGCAGCUCGAUAGGAUCGAUUCAUUGAGUGAGCAGAUCUCCUUCUUAGAAGAAAGGCUGGAGACGUGUUCAUGCAAGACUGAGCUUUGAUUGGCAGCCACACUCCCCCCCCCCAUGGACAAUCACUGAUGUACUGCACUUGGGAGAUCCGAGGAAUGCGGGCGCUUCUCUAUUGGCAUUCCGAGGAUAGAAUCCAUAAUCCGACUGCUACACUUCCAUGUCAUAGAAUGUGACAGGUAACCGCAUUCUGGAUUAUACUUCCACCAAUCCACCAGCGGCUUUUAUAAUAUAUAUGUUCCAACCACCCACAGCUGCAUUUGGCUCAGUAUCACUGACAUUCCCCCCAACACAGGUACAGAGAAUUAACAUGGCGGUUAUUAAGAGUCAAUAAGCCUUAUUAUCAUCGGCCAUAUUUAAUUCUUCAGUAGCAGAAUUUGACUGAGGUUAAACUAGGGAUAAAGUAGACCGUCCCUUUUCUGGAUGAGAUGCAUUUGAUCAGACUUAGAGUAGGUGCACCAAGGAAAAUUGUUAGAAUAGACAUUAAUCAAUAUAUCUAUAAAUAUUUCUACAAAACGGUGUAUAUUGCUUCACUUACUUUCUUGCACACAGGCUGGUUUGUCUUUCAAGCUGAAACUCUUCUGCUCCUUCCAGAGCUAUAGUCACAUGGUCACCACUGAAACAUUUGGCUGGGCUCAGCCCACAAGCAGCAGGGAAAGAUGCCUAGCGACCAUUGUUUACAUUUUACAACCAUUGGGAUUAAAGCAAAUAAGCUUCUUAAACUCUAUUGGUGCAUUAAAGGGGAUGCAGAGUUGUGUAGCCCCUUCUUACAGUGCAAAGCAUAUACAGGCCGGCACUGAGGCUGCUGAGAGUGCUGGGACAUUCUGCAUGGCAGCUACUAGCGAGGCACAGAGUAUAUGCUGUUGUCCCAUAGGAUUUGAUUGAACUACUACAUUGCUAUAUAUAUAUAUAUAUAUAUAAUAUAUAUAUAUAUAUAUAUAUAUAACUGUAUAUGGUACCAGCAGCCGCCUUAUUGCCUAUAUUUUGUAAUGUGUGUUUCUUAGCAGAUUCAUAUAUUUUUGUGUCAACUCACAAUAAAGCAACGUGAAGAAA
This is a messenger RNA of Xenopus laevis (African clawed frog), 2206 nucleotides long. RefSeq names its product EGF like domain multiple 7 L homeolog (gene egfl7.L). Gene Ontology annotation, molecular function: calcium ion binding; signaling receptor binding. The record is from RefSeq and is marked predicted. NCBI's taxonomy places the organism in Eukaryota, Metazoa, Chordata, Amphibia, Anura, Pipidae. Gene Ontology annotation, cellular component: cell surface; extracellular region.